CCCCAAAUGUUCCCCCUAAAGAUUGUUUAAUUAUUUUGUGAACCCUGGUACCCAUUUCUCGAGCGAAGAAUAACAAGUAAAGGCCAUAUGAGUUUAUUCAAGCCUUCAUUCGUCACUCUCAACCUCAUUUUUCUUCUUGACUAUGUCCAGGCGAAGGCGGAUUUUCCAACUCCUCUGAGUGAAGCCCAUCCGGAGCUGAAGGCAGAUAAUGGUGUGACCUUCGACCCGUUAGGUGUAGCGGCAGUUUUGUACAAUGAACGUGCCGACAGAAGUGCAGCGAGGCUAUAUACCCAGUAUGAUCGGGAAAUCUUUAUAUGGCCGCAUAUGACCAUGAUCGGGGGCACUCUGCCCCCAAUGCAGAUGCUUGUUGAGCGCUUGACAGCACCCUUCAAGUGGAUCCACCCCGCCAUCAAGAUGUGUGCCAAGGAUACAACAAUGCUCUCGAUUAGAUCAAACAUUUCCGGCAACGUUUUCCGACAGCUACCCUAUAAUCUGAGCAACACCUGGCUCAGUGAUAUCGUUUCCUUUGAGCCUUCAAAACAUCCGGGUAACGACUUUGCGAUCGUGUACGUCGACAGAGUUCACCGAAAGCCUAAAGACGAUAAAGCCGAUGGCAGUGAAAGUGAUGACCACGAAGAGGAAAUUCUUAUUCAGUCAGAAAUUGGAAACCUUCGGUGGCAGGCUGGAAGAUGGACUUUGAACGUGCUCUGCAUCAUCAACGGGGCGAUGGUUUUGACGGGGAUGGUGUUUGGCAUUCUGCUAGCAGACUUAUGGGCCUUCACCCUGUUCCUCCUCUACAGCUUCCACUGGGGUGCCUCAGUGGCCAUUUCUCUCAAGAAAAUGGUCACCAUCCAUACGCCUUCAAAAAUCGACCCAGAGGCUAGUGAUCGGUUCGCCGUCUAUGAGCGUGAAGAAGGUGGAACCGUCAUUUUCAAAGGUCCCCAAAGAACCUUGGAGACUUGGGCACGAUCAACCUGGGAGUACAAGCCUGAAUGGACCAAAGACAGCCUACACUGGUUGUGGGUUAUCACCGGAUCACUUUGUGGCGUCGCAUCCGUUGCAUGUAUGGUCAAUAUGCAUGGCAAAAUGCAGCUCGGCUUUCUGGGCGUCUUGGUCUACGCGUCAGUAGCAGAGAUUGGGGCGACGCGAAUCGCACGCAUCCUUCAAACCAAAGCUCAGGGCCCGAUCUCCAAAGAUGCCGUUCGUGGAAAUGCGACUCGUUCGCUGGCCAUUAUUCGGGCGACCCUCGCAGUCAACCCUCGUUGUCGGUUGACGGGUCUCGAUUGGAUCUCAAUGGGGCUACUUCCGGAUAUGCUGGUGUUCGAGGAAAUGCAAUUGCUUUUAGCAGACAUCAGCCAAAUUUUGGGAGAUUACAAAGAGAUACCCCGGCCGUUCCCCGCAGAAGACAGUCGCAGCUCGGCCAUCAAAGUCAGGUGCACAAUGUUCGUUGACAAUAUCAAGGCCAAGGAUCCUGGUCGGAAAGACUUGGCCCAGAGAAUAAGAAAAGAGGUUUACACGACAUUGAAUCUGAGCCAAGAAGAUAUUUUGGAGCCCAAAGGAUGAAGAUGGUCAUGACUUUUAACUUCUUUGGGCUCUCUAUCUUUUCUAGGAAGGGGGCCCUUGCACGGAUGUCAGCCAUGUAUGUUUCACUAUAUUUUCGUUUGAAAGACUGUGGCAGUCGGGAGAAGAUGAGGCAGACCAAUGGAGGUAUAUCAAGAUUUUUCGCGGUCUAUAGGACACCUAUACCCAAUCAAAAGCCGAUAUUCGGAUUACUCAGAAUAGUAACUAGUUAGUAGCAUCUUAGGAAUCACGCAAUCAUUAU
Penicillium brasilianum is the source of this 1822-nucleotide messenger RNA. NCBI's taxonomy places the organism in Eukaryota, Fungi, Ascomycota, Eurotiomycetes, Eurotiales, Aspergillaceae. The record is from the annotation of a GenBank genome assembly.